AUGUACCAAACAGCCACCAUGGAACCCUACUACCAUAGAAACAAGGGAAUCGAGAAGAACAUUAACAAUAACCCAAAUGUUACUGAUAUCUUCUACUUCCCACAAUCUCUUACUAUUCCACAGCAACAACAACAACAGCAGCAGCAGCAACAGCAACAACAAUCUCUUUCUCAGCAAGCUCUCGUGGCAUCAAGCAUGAAUUUGAACAACCGAACUAAUUUUGUGCUUCCUUCAUUACCGUUGCUAGAUACUUCCAUUUCUAAUGAUAGAAUCUUCUACAUACAACAACAACAGCAGCAACAACAACAACAAGUAUUUGGGAGCCAUGACAAUAUGAGAUCCCAAUCAAAUAUCAUUGAAGGUUAUUUAAAUAUGCCUGCAGUGGCUGACAGAACAUCCCUUAAUCCUUCAUUUCUUGAAAAUUCCGGUAAUCGCCUUAGCCACCCCCGAAACCUAAAUUUGAAUUAUCAAUUAUCGGGCACCAAUUACAAUUUACCUCCAUUGAAUGUUGAUAUUCUCGCAGCCAAUAAUUUGAAUCAAAAAGAUACGACAAAUUCCACUUUUAAUGCGGUUAUCUAUGCUGCUGAAAUGUCUGCCGGUAUCACUCCCCGCCGUCGCAGAAAAAAAAACCAAUCUUCAGCUUCAAGCUCUCCGGAUGCCACGGAUGGGGCCAUCGUGAAAUCAUAUCCCUGUGAUAAAUGUGAUAAGGUAUUUCAUCGACCAUACAAUUUAAGAUCUCACUUGAAAUCGCAUUCUACUGAAAAACCUUUUGCUUGCAAGCAUUGCGGAAGAAAGUUCACCAGAGGCCAUGAUAAAAAAAGGCACGAAUUAUUACAUGAAGGGUCCAAGAAGUUUCAAUGUGGUGGUUUUUUGAAAGAUGGUAAGACCAAAUGGGGUUGCAACAAGAAAUUUGCUAGAGCCGAUGCGUUGGGUAGGCAUUUCAGAACCGAAACUGGCUGGUUAUGUAUCAAGCCAUUAAUGAAAGAGGCAAAGGAAAAAGAAAUGGACGAUAUUAAUAAUGAAAGAAUAUCGUCACUCCAAUCAUUAUCCCCAUUGACUGAUGGACAACUGCCAUACCAGAACCAAACACAGGUUAACUUAGUUGCUCAGCAGGCGAUUGAUCAGUUAAGGCAGAAUUAUUCUAGUAAAGGAUACAUUUCUACGGCGCCAAUGUUCGAGUCGAUCCCGGUUAAUUCGCUACAUGGUUUGGAUGUUUCAUCUUACGACGGUAUUGGUGGCUCUAUCAACAAGGUUGAAUCUAUGAAGAAUGAAAUUCCAAAAAUGACAUACAACGGGGUUAGUCUAAAUCAUUUUGGUACAGACGCCCCCAAUGAGCUGAUCAUUAAUAGUAUGGUAAAAGAUGUCAAAAGUGAAUUCAGCUGA
Messenger RNA from Saccharomycopsis crataegensis, 1383 nucleotides. RefSeq names its product C2H2-type zinc finger protein. Gene Ontology annotation, biological process: regulation of transcription by RNA polymerase II. Gene Ontology annotation, molecular function: RNA polymerase II cis-regulatory region sequence-specific DNA binding; DNA-binding transcription factor activity, RNA polymerase II-specific. The transcript has a single exon. Lineage: Eukaryota; Fungi; Ascomycota; Saccharomycetes; Ascoideales; Saccharomycopsidaceae. Bases 1 to 1383 code for a protein of 460 amino acids. The record is from RefSeq and is a predicted model, not a curated record.